UGGGGAUAAGAAAAAUAUCGUAAAUCGUCAAUUACUUUGAAUUUCGAUUUUAAAUUUGAUCCAGCCAUCAACGAAUAAACAGUAUUCUUGCUUGUUCAUUAAAAUUAGAAGAAAAAUUUUUAUUAUCAAAAAUGUUGAAAAAAAUGUUGAUAUUGACGAUCUGCUUACUAGCAGUAAAAACCGUGUUGACUCUACCGAUGGCAAUUGAAUCAAAUACUACAACAAUGCUUCCACCAACAACCAUCAUCACCAUCAAUACCAAUGAUAGUGACACUAUUACAACAACAGAAGAAAUGCCCAUUGAAAAAGCAACCGAAAAUAUUAUUAAAAAUGAAAUGACAAAACCAACAGUAAUUAUGGAUCAUCAUGAAAUUGAUGCUAAAUUUGCAUUAAAUUCAACUAAAAAUAAGACAGAAAAAAUUAUCGUUAAACGAUCAAUUAUCACCAUAUUUGAUGUGAAUGAUGUUGAUGAUGAAAAUCUUACUCAACCCGAAUUAAAAAAAAUUGCUGAAGAAAGUAAAACUAAUUAUGAUGAUGAGGAUGAUGAAGAAGAAGAAGAGACAAUUGCUGCAGAUGUUGAAGAAGUUUACGUUGGCGAUGCCGUUAUAAUUAAAGCUGAAGAUAUUGCGAAAGCUAUGAUUGCAAGUGAAGUGAAAGUUAAAACUGAAGAUAUCGAGGAAAUUAUAACUGAAGCUAUUAAGGAAGUUACAACUGAAGCUAUUGAGGAAGCUAUAACUGAAGCUAUUGAGGAAGCUACAACUGAAGCUAUUGAGGAAGCUAUAACUGAAGAUAUUGAGGAAGCUACAACUGAAGAUAUCGAGGAAGUCACAACUGAAGAUAUCGAGGAAGUUACAACUAAAAGUUACUGAGAAGAAUUAACGAUUUUUUGAAAAUAGAAAUU
This is a messenger RNA of Leptopilina heterotoma, 901 nucleotides long. RefSeq lists its product as uncharacterized. The transcript is spliced from 2 exons. Lineage: Eukaryota; Metazoa; Arthropoda; Insecta; Hymenoptera; Figitidae. Bases 132 to 869 code for a protein of 245 amino acids. The record is from RefSeq and is a predicted model, not a curated record.